Messenger RNA from Anolis carolinensis (green anole), 2374 nucleotides. It is a transcript of the gene pth, whose product is annotated as parathyroid hormone. NCBI's taxonomy places the organism in Eukaryota, Metazoa, Chordata, Lepidosauria, Squamata, Anolidae. The record is from RefSeq and is a predicted model, not a curated record. Gene Ontology annotation, molecular function: parathyroid hormone receptor binding; hormone activity. Gene Ontology annotation, cellular component: extracellular region. Gene Ontology annotation, biological process: cell-cell signaling; intracellular calcium ion homeostasis. The transcript is spliced from 3 exons. Bases 97 to 447 code for a protein of 116 amino acids.
GGAGUUCUCUAGAGCAAUUAAGCAGACUUUAGACCAACUUCUGAAAGUUGCUGGCAUACCUAAACGACGAACCAGCUGAAGGAGCAACUUGCUAAUAUGACUUCAACCAGAGUCUUGGCUAAAACUACAAUCAUUUUAUAUGCAAUCUGUUUCUUCACAAACGCUGAUGGAAAAGCUGCAAUGAAGAGAUCUGUAAGUGAAAUGCAGAUUAUGCACAAUUUGGGAGAGCACCUACAUUCUGCAGACAGGCAAAACUGGCUCCUUGAGAGAUUGCAAACUGUGCACCAUGCUCCCCUGGUCGCUGAAGAAACCGUUGUAGAUGCUAAGCCCCGUGAGGCCAGAAGCUGGAGAUUGCAUCCUGAGCACUUCCAGGCAAAGAUACAGAGGAAACCAAAGGAUUGGAAUAAAGGUUAUCGGGACAGCAUGUUCAAAACAAAACCACAGUGAAAUAACAUAAAGUCAGCUUUCCAGUUAACUGCAUAGAGUAGUGAGCAAUCAGGGCAUUUUAUUAUUUAUUAUUUAUAAGACAAUGACAUCUAAAGGCACGUCUGCAUAAUACUUCUAUUUGGGAAAUAUGGGUGCUCAUUCUGAGCAUUUUACUCCCAUAGACUUCAUUGGUGGGUAGCAACCGUGCAGUCCUCCAGCUGUUGUUCAACUGCAGGGUACAUCUGGAAGACUAUGCGAUUCCUACACUUGGUCUAUGUAUAGAGGAGGUUCUGGCUGUCAGAGCUCCUCAGGCCUCAUCUACACUGCCAUAUAAUGCAGUUAUAUAAUGUAGUUUAACUGCAUUAUACAGGUUUACACAACCAUAUAAGUUAAACUGCAUUAUAUGACAUUAUAGAUGGGGCCUCAGUUUUCCAUACAGCUUACAGAGUAACUUGUAAGGACAAAUCUAUACCCACUAUCUCAGAGAUGAAAAAUGGGGCAUGGGUGGCCAAACAACAUUGGAGUGCAGUUGAAAUGGGAAAAUAUAAAUGAGGAGGAACAUGCUUUUUAGGAGAGGCUGCAGCAGGUUUUUUUUUUUUUUGGCCUGAACCUAUUGGGGAGGGCAAGAUUCCACUUUCUCCCUGCAAUGAGUUAACUGAAUAAAAAUAUUUUUCACUUUUAGCUCAAUCUGCAGCAAUGGAAUUAGGCCAAGGACAGAGGGAGAAUGAGGUAGGAGGAGAAAGAAACUGGAGCAUUUAAGAAGUAGCUGAAAAGGUGGGGCCACAGAGAGUUCAUUGGUCUUAUCCCUGUCAACUGAGAUACUUGGAGGGUAUGAAGCUUGUCUGGCUCAUCUACUUUGUGAGCUUCUGCUUUGGGGUUAACUGGGCAGUGGAUGAGAAAACCUCUUGAUUUUUCUAGGAUGUUUUUUUCCUUAUAACUUCUUCCAGGUAUCAUGCUACUGAACCUGGUACAUAAGCAUGCACAGUUGCUGUUGGUUCAUGAAUAACUCACUCACUACAUCAAUAGAGAGGUGUCUAUACUUGUUUUCUGACAGUGAUCUUACUAUGUACACUGACUUCUAGAAAAAGCCCAUGCUGGGCUUAGUCCCAAAAUGCCCAUCAAUCCUUUGUCAAUGUGUUCAUGUCAACAAAAGCAUAUCUUCAUAAAUCUGUUUACAUUUGCUGUUGUAAUUUUAUGCAUAUGUACUUAACAACCAGGUUAAUUGAAAUGAUGGGGACUUCCUUCUAAGUAAAUAUGCAUAGGAUGAGGCUAUAAGAUAUGCUAUGAAGGAGAACAAGUUAUAACCAAUAACAUGAAAACCAGUGAGGCCAUAUCAUGGCACAAAUAUAGCUGAUGGUACAAAUUUAUCCAGGACAAGAGAUACUAUAUGGAUUAUAGAACACGGAGCAGAGCCCAUUAUUUUAUGGUUUUCCAGGUUAACAAAUUGCAGUUUUCUGUAUAUGUUGGUAAACACACGCAGACACUAUAAGAGAAAGACAAAUAAACUUUUAUAAGAUUUAGUACCUCAUGCAUUUUUUCACAAACUAAUAAACUAGAAAUGAAUGUUCAGAUCAAGAGCUGGCAUUCAUCAUAUUCAGACAGCAAAAGAAAAUUUGGUUCCUUAGAAGUAUACAGCAAAAAUUUGAUUGAGGGCCAAGUAUUUUAUUGUACUAGACAUGUUCCUGCAUACAUGCAACUAAUUGCAACAGGCCAUAAAGAGCUUGUAUUGAGUUUAGUGCAUUUUACUUGGAAGAAGUGUUUUAAGAAGGAAUAGGGUGGGUUUGUGGGACUGUGACUUUAAAAUGCACUUUCUAUUUAUUCAUUUGCUGCAUGUUCAAUUUAAAUUUAAAGAAAUGUAGUUUAUUUCUUAAAAUCUGUGAUUUGCUAAUGCAUUGUCAAAUAAAAUGGACCAAAAGCUCUCAGACAGCAGUAGAUGAAAAGCACAGAA